GAUUCUGUUGAGAGAACAAAUCCAUAUGAUCUGAAAACCUCCAGACGGCUUUCCUCGCCGCUCCACCUAUCGACUGCUUCUUCUCCUUCUACUUCGAUUUCCAUUAGGAUCGAUCUCCACUUCUCGGUAGAAGUCGAUUCAUCACCAACAAUUUCAUCACUAGGCCCACGCGUCAGUCGAUCGCAGCCACUCCACCGUGGUCCAUCUGUGGCGACAUCGCCUUCUACUUGACCAUUAUCGAUGACCGACAGUCUGACCUCUUUCUAUGAAGGGUUGAAUGAACGUGUUACUGGUCUUCCAUUAAAGGGUUAGCCUUUGGAAUUGACAUUUUAUGCCCUGCGUUGUUGGAUUACCUAGAGGCAGUCAAAGUAUGAAAGAUGGUCCACCCACAAGAAAUGAUGGAUUUGUAUGCUCCCGGGAUUUCGUUGGGGUUAAAGAAACAAUCACCUGGUUCGUAUUACAGAAGACCCUUUAAUCCUCUUUCAUCUCCGUCGCAUGUUGCCUGCACCACCAAAGCUACGUCCGUUUGUUUUUUAUGCGGUGGCGUCUCUGAAGCAGGUGAUAGCGACGUCUGGGAAUCCAGGAUUUUUUUUCUUGACGGAUUCUUAUUGAAGACUCAGUUUCCUGUUUCUUUAUCUACUCUGUAUGCUGACUAUCUACUUUAUUCAAGUAUCAUCUUUACUAUGGGAAUUAUGAUCUUGGUCCAUGACUGGAGAAAAAGAACUCGUUGGUCGCCAACAUCUUUUAAAAAAAACCAAGAACAAACAUAUUCGAAAACCCAGGAGCCACAGGACGAGUAUCCCAAAGGAAAGAAAUGGUGGUGGACAUCAACAUGCUACAAUCACAAUUCGAUAUCAAGGUACAAUUAA
This is a messenger RNA of Lactuca virosa, 869 nucleotides long. NCBI's taxonomy places the organism in Eukaryota, Viridiplantae, Streptophyta, Magnoliopsida, Asterales, Asteraceae. The record is from the annotation of a GenBank genome assembly.